Messenger RNA from Asparagus officinalis (garden asparagus), 803 nucleotides. Its product is annotated as cysteine-rich repeat secretory protein 38-like. The record is from RefSeq and is a predicted model, not a curated record. The transcript has a single exon. NCBI's taxonomy places the organism in Eukaryota, Viridiplantae, Streptophyta, Magnoliopsida, Asparagales, Asparagaceae. The coding region runs from base 11 to 790 and encodes 259 amino acids.
CAAUGGCUGUAUGGAACAGUACUCUUUGCUUUUCAACAUGCAUUGCCUCAAGCAAUUCCUUCUUCCUCUUCUCUCAGUUUCCCUUCUUCUCAAAAGUGUUGCAUCCACCUAUCCUCUUUCUACAUCAUGCUCGAGCUCCGAAAAGUACAGCGAUGGUGACUCUUUCAGCAAUAACUUGAAUCAGCUAAUAUUUGUAUUGGCUACAGGCUCUCCCUCCCUUGGGUUUGGGCUUGGCUCAAUUGGGCAAGAUCCCAACAAAGUGAAUGGCCUUGCUCUAUGUCGAGGUGAUGUUCCAAGCUCAGAAUGCAAAAGAUGCAUUCACACUGCUGAUGCUUAUGUCCGAAGGCUCUGUCCCUUCGAGAGAGAGGCUAUCAUUUGGUUUGAUCAGUGUCUCUUACGCUACUCAGAUACUGAAUUCUUUGGUGAAAUCGAUCAUAAACAUAAGUUAUACUUGCAGAAUACCCAGAAUGUAACUAUACCACAGCUACGAUUUCAAGCGAAGGUUGUGGAGUUGAUGUACUCCCUGAAGACAAAGGCUUAUCUUUCGCCAUUGCUCUUUGCUACCGGAAUGAUGGAGAUAGGAUCAGAAAAAUUGUACGGGUUGGCACAGUGUAGCAGAGACCUUUCUGGUGGGGAUUGUAAGAGAUGCUUGGAGGUUGGGAUAGACAAAAUGGCUGGUUAUCGAGUAGGGAAGAGAGGAGGAAGAUUUCUUGGUGGGAGUUGCAAUGUAAGAUAUGAAUUGUACUCUUUCUUCGAUUCGGACGAUAUACCUCAAUAUAGUCAAGAAUAAUACGAUUUCAUGA